AUGGAUUUUACAUCGAGUUCUGGACUAGGAGACUCGGAAGCCAACAGCAACCGCUCUAGCAGCAAUUCGGAUGGGCUUUCAUCCCACUCCGAUGUCGUUGAGACUGAUGAGCUAAAACUUAUCAAGCUGGAAGAACACAAGAACCAAUUGUUGAGGCAGAGAGCUGAAUUGCUGGACCAAUUAUCAAAUACUCGUGUGGUGGAGCCACGAAGUAUUGAGCUCGAUGAUAAACUUCUCUUAACACUACUUCGCAGAAGUCAGACUAGUACUGGUGGUGUUAGUAGUAACAGUAGUAGUAACAACAAGAAUAACACAUCCACGACACAACCGUUACCAAGAGUUCUACCCAGCUUGAAUAUCGAAGAUCGGAAGAAGUACCUGGAUAUGACUCUACAAGAUGUGGUAAUCGAAUGCAAAAACGAUGUCAUUCUUCUUAAAAAGAACGGUUUCGAAGCACGCUUCAGUUUAAAAUUAAAAGAGGACAGUAUUUUGCAACUAGAUGUCAACGUGAACGAUUAUGAGAUAGCUCUUGAGCCACUUCUUCGGUAUGUCCGUGCUACAAACAAUAUCAAUAUUGCUAUGAUGGGAAUCAUACAGUUUCUGCGGCUGAAACAGCUCCAUUCUGAUAUGGUGGGAAAAAUUGUGGAUUUGGGGAAGUUCUCCAGCGCUUCUGGGAAUACAUUAGAGUAUAAAGAUGUACGAGUGACCUUCCAAAUAUUCUGGAACCUACCGUCACCAUAUCCAGAAACUUUGAUAUUGACGAAUAAAAUACAAGAAAUACUGGACUUCUUCAUACAUGAGUAUGGAAUUGAGCAAGGGAUUACUAAAUAUGGAUCUACUUUUAUUUAA
Molecule: messenger RNA, 849 nt
Organism: Kluyveromyces marxianus DMKU3-1042
Lineage: Eukaryota; Fungi; Ascomycota; Saccharomycetes; Saccharomycetales; Saccharomycetaceae
Exons: 1
Coding region: 1-849 (282 amino acids)
Source: RefSeq, a predicted model, not a curated record